Messenger RNA from Phaeodactylum tricornutum CCAP 1055/1, 1012 nucleotides. RefSeq names its product oxidoreductase. Bases 14 to 1012 code for a protein of 332 amino acids. The record is from RefSeq and is a predicted model, not a curated record. Gene Ontology annotation, biological process: L-valine catabolic process. The transcript has a single exon. Lineage: Eukaryota; Bacillariophyta; Bacillariophyceae; Surirellales; Neidiaceae. Gene Ontology annotation, molecular function: NAD binding; 3-hydroxyisobutyrate dehydrogenase activity; NADP binding.
GACAGACCCCGAAAUGGGUCUUACUGCUAUUUCUGUUCGAAGAUUAUCUGCGUUUGCUCGCUUUCAUGGACGACGACUGGCACUCCAAUACACCUGUAUUCGAUAUUACGAAGAUGAGGCCUACACGAAUGCGGUCGUUGGAUUUAUCGGUCUCGGCAACAUGGGCCUUCCAAUGGCUCGUAAUCUCGCCAAGAAAAACAAAAUCUUGGCUUUCGACACAAACCCAGACGCUCGUCACGCAGCCAGUAUCAGUAUUAUGGAAGUAUCCGAUACGAUUUCCCAUCUGAAGGACUGUUCAAUGAUUUUUACAAUGCUUCCAGGAUGCCAAGUGGUUGAUCAAGUCAUGAGCGAUUUACACAAUGUUGUAGAUCACCAAAAUACUAUUAUUGUCGACUGCUCAACCGUCAGUCCGACAACUAGUCGUCGAUGGCAUGAUGCUUGGAAAGUAAACGGUUGUGCUAUGCUAGACGCACCCGUGUCCGGUGGUACGAAGGGGGCUAUGGAAGGAACGCUAACGUUUAUGGUUGGCUACGACGACAAAAUGCGGUUUGAGCAAGCCAAACCGUUCCUGUAUUGCAUGGGAGAUCGGAUCAUUCCUUGUGGUGGGCCCGGUACGGGUGCAGCUACCAAGCUCUGUAACAACGUGGCGCUAGCGGCGCAAAUGGUGGGCAUUUGCGAAGCCAUGAAUCUGGGGGAGUCGCUGGGAGUUGAUCCAGUACUUUUGGCGGAGGUCAUGAAUACCUCAACCGCAUCUUGUUGGAGUUCCAAAGUCAACAAUCCACACCCUUCGGUGGCCCGAGCAUCAGGUAGCCCAGCGAGCCAGGACUAUGUUGGAGGUUUCAGCGCAAGACUCAUGCUGAAAGAUCUGGGACUGGCGGCGCAGGCUGCCGAGGAUAACGGCGUUGCGCUUCCCCUAGUUGCAACUUCCAGGGAAUUAUACAAGUUGGCGGGGCUUCGGGGGAUGGCCGAUCGUGAUUUUGGAAUCAUGCUCCAACUUUUGCGAGGGAAGUGA